GCCCGCCCGCCGCGCUCCCUCCCCGCCUCCCCCCCCCUCCCUCCCGCCCUCCCUCCUCCCGCUCCGCCCGGAGCGCCCUUCGCCCAACGCCGUUACCGGCGCCGACACAGCCGAGGCCUGAGCGCUGCCGCAGCCUGAGCCGAACCCGUGCUGCCCACCAUGGACACCGGAGUCAUCGAAGGGGGUCUCAAUGUCACUCUCACCAUCCGGCUACUCAUGCACGGAAAGGAGGUGGGAAGCAUCAUUGGGAAGAAAGGGGAGUCCGUGAAGAAGAUGCGUGAGGAGAGCGGAGCUCGCAUCAACAUCUCGGAAGGGAACUGCCCCGAGCGGAUCAUCACCCUCGCGGGACCCACCAACGCCAUCUUCAAAGCUUUUGCGAUGAUCAUUGACAAACUGGAAGAGGACAUCAGCAGCUCCAUGACCAACAGCACAGCUGCCAGCCGGCCCCCGGUCACCCUCCGGCUCGUGGUCCCUGCCAGCCAGUGCGGGUCCCUCAUUGGCAAGGGAGGCUGCAAGAUCAAGGAGAUCAGAGAGAGCACGGGGGCACAGGUCCAGGUGGCAGGGGACAUGCUGCCCAACUCGACUGAGCGAGCCAUCACCAUUGCUGGGAUCCCACAGUCCAUCAUCGAGUGCGUCAAACAGAUCUGCGUCGUCAUGCUUGAGUCUCCCCCGAAGGGUGUCACCAUCCCAUACCGACCCAAGCCAUCCAGCUCUCCCGUCAUCUUUGCAGGCGGCCAGGACAGGUACAGCAGCGGCAGUGCGAGCUACCCCCACACCGCCCCAUCCAUGUGCCUCAACUCUGACUUGGAGGGACCACCUCAGGAGGCCACCCGGCAGCCACUGCAUGGCAACGAACUUGGGCCAAUUCCAGCCUGGGCUGCAGUUCUUCCGGCCUAUACCAUUCAAGGACAGUAUGCCAUUCCACAGCCAGAUCUGACCAAGCUGCACCAGUUGGCAAUGCAACAGUCACACUUUCCAAUGUCUCAUGGCAACACUGGAUUCAGUGGCGUUGACUCCAGCUCUCCAGAGGUGAAAGGCUAUUGGGGUUUGGAUGCCUCUGCCCAAACCACCUCCCAUGAACUCACCAUUCCAAACGAUCUGAUUGGCUGCAUCAUCGGGCGUCAGGGCGCCAAGAUCAACGAGAUCCGCCAGAUGUCCGGGGCUCAGAUCAAGAUUGCCAACCCCGUGGAAGGUUCUACUGACAGGCAGGUGACCAUAACUGGAUCUGCAGCGAGCAUCAGCCUGGCCCAGUAUCUAAUUAAUGUCAGUUUAGAAAGCGCUAAACCCUCCUCCCAGGCAGCCUCCGUCACGAUCCCUGACCACCUCAGCAUCAACCUCUCUCAAUCCUCCACCCCUUCUUCUUCUUCCUCCUCCACCACCACCCCCUCGCUCGCCACCGCGGGGGCCUCCGACGCACCCUCCAGCCUCCCCAACCCUCUUCCGACCGCCCCUUGUGUCUCCAGUCUGCUUGGCAUGAAACCUGUCCCUCUCCUGGCACUAAAUGUCGUGUCUGCGGCCAAAGGCGCCGCGGCGCCCGCCGUGCCCUGUGUCACUAACAAACUCAAAGCGGAGAAGCAAAGGUUUUCCCCGUACUGAGGCUGCUCCAGGGGCUGGCAGCACCGGGACCCCGCAGAGGAGACUUGGAACACCAAUUUUUUUUUUUUUCCCCCUCUAUUUUUUCCUCUUUUUUUUUUUUUUUUUUUAAUAUUUUUAUUUUAUUAUUACUGUUUUGGGUGGUUUUUUUGUUUGGUUUGGUGUUGUUUUUUUUUGGUUUUUUUUGUGUUUUUUUUUUGUUUUGUUUUGUUUUUUUUUAUAGAUUUUCCUUUUUUUACUGAGCUCGUGCUGCCCUCGCAGCAGCAGAGCUUUUCUUGCCGGGACACAGAGAGAAUGUGUCCCAGUGUCCUGUGAUUGGUCACAAUUCCUUCUCUGCCUGCCUCUAGUUGUUGCUUGAUGCAUUUUUUAUAAUUUUUCUUUUCCAUUUCUCCUCCUUUUCCCUUUUUUUUUUUUUUUUUUUUUUUUCCUUUUUGAGUAGUUUGGGCACAGUUGUGGGGUUUGGGGUGGGAUAGGGGGUGGCGGGAGGGAAGGGACUCUUGACUUUUUUUUUUGGGGGAGGGGGAACUGCAUCCCCGGUGCCCUGGGGGCCUCACCUGUCCUCUCUUAACUGUCUGUACCUGUAAUAAAGUUGCCACGGUGAGAAUCUGCUCUGGUAGAUGUGUGCCGCAGCGGGGCCCGGCCCGGGGGUCCCCUCUGCCUCAGGGAGGGGUCUCCCCCCCACCCACACCCCUCAGUCACAGCAAGGGCCGAGCCUGGAGGGGCCUAGGGGGGUGGGCUGCCCUUGGGGGUCCCUGCUGGCCCAGGGACCCUCUGCAGUGUCUGUGUGUGCCCUGCCACCCGGGGGGGGGUCCCUGCCCUGCUGGAGGUGCCCCCCCUUUCCCUGCGCUGUCCCUCCUCCGCUGCCUCCUCCCCACCCCCCCGGAGGUGUCCCGGGCUCUCCCCCUCCCCAAACCCUCGAAGCAGAGCCCCCCACGCUCAGCCCAGGAUACCCCCCUCCCCCCCUCCCCGUGCCAUUCCAGGCCGGGGGGGCUCCCCCCUUUCCUGGCUGCUUGUGCAGAGCCCCCCAAACCCCUCCCGAGGGGGGGUUCCCCCAUGGGGCCACCUUCUUGCCCCCCGUCUCGGGGCUCCCCCUGCCCUCCCUCCCGAGGGUGUCCCUCCUGCCCGUCUCGGUGCUGGGGGGUCCCUCUGACGCCCUUUUCUC
This is a messenger RNA of Cinclus cinclus, 2755 nucleotides long. RefSeq names its product poly(rC) binding protein 2 (gene PCBP2). Gene Ontology annotation, molecular function: single-stranded DNA binding; mRNA binding. The record is from RefSeq and is a predicted model, not a curated record. The transcript is spliced from 16 exons. The coding region runs from base 160 to 1596 and encodes 478 amino acids. Lineage: Eukaryota; Metazoa; Chordata; Aves; Passeriformes; Cinclidae. Gene Ontology annotation, biological process: positive regulation of transcription by RNA polymerase II. Gene Ontology annotation, cellular component: nucleoplasm; nucleus; cytoplasm.